Messenger RNA from Capsella rubella, 1623 nucleotides. RefSeq names its product protein NDL2. The transcript has 11 exons. NCBI's taxonomy places the organism in Eukaryota, Viridiplantae, Streptophyta, Magnoliopsida, Brassicales, Brassicaceae. Bases 232 to 1266 code for a protein of 344 amino acids. The record is from RefSeq and is a predicted model, not a curated record.
CACCUGGUUUUUUUAUUUAAUAUUUAAUAUUUAUAAUUUUAAUUUUUGUUGUAAGUCUUAAACACAAGAAGUCCAUCUAUUUAUAAACAGAAAAAAACGAAGAUAGCCAUCGUUUUUGUGAGAGAGAAGAGAAGAAGAGAGAAGAAGGCCAUGGAAACAUAAUACUCUGCUUUUUUUUUUUGAUUUUUUGAAUAAAUAUACAGAGAGAGAGAGAUAGAGAAAGAGAAGGAGAUGGCGGAUUCAAGCGAUUCUGUCUCCAUUGAUAUGGAGGCAUUGUCUCUUGGAGGACAGGAACACCAUGUGGAGACUACUUAUGGCCCGGUAUGUGUUGCCGUUUGUGGAGAUCCAGAUAAACCUGCUCUUAUCACUUAUCCUGAUAUUGGUUUAAAUUAUAUGUUCUGUUUUCAAGGAUUGUUGUUUUGUCCUGAAGCUAGUUCCUUGUUACUCCACAACUUUUGCAUAUAUCACAUCAGUCCUCUUGGCCAUGAGUUGGGAGCUCCGAUGAUCAGUGUUGAUGCUCCUUUGCUCUCAGCUGAUGACUUAGCCGACCAGAUUGUUGAGGUUCUUAAUUUUUUCGGGCUUGGUGCAGUAAUGUGUAUGGGUGUCACUGCUGGAGCUUACGUUCUGACCUUAUUUGCUAUGAAGUACAGGCAGAGAGUUCUGGGCUUAAUACUUGUCUCUCCACUGUGCCAAGCACCUUCUUGGUCAGAAUGGUUGUGCAAUAAGGUUAUGUCCAAUUUACUAUACUACUAUGGCACAUGUGGAGUGGUUAAAGAAUUGUUACUAAAACGGUACUUCAGCAAGGAAGUUCGAGGUAAUGGUCAAGUUCCAGAAUCAGAUAUUGUUCAAGAAUGCAGAAGAUUACUUUGUGAGCGGCAGAGUACAAAUGUAUGGAGAUUCCUUGAGGCAAUCAACGGGAGAGUGGAUCUUAGUGAAGGGUUAAGGAAAUUGCAAUGCAGAACUCUAAUAUUCAUUGGUGAAAAUUCUGCAUACCACUCCGAGGCUGUUCACAUGACUACAAAACUAGACAGACGAUAUGGUGCAUUAGUCGAGGUGCAGGGAAGUGGGUCGUUGGUGAGUGAAGAACAACCGCAGGCGAUGGUAAUACCAAUGGAAUACUUUUUGAUGGGAUAUGGCUUGUAUCGUCCGACACAGAGCGUAAGUCCGAGAAGUCCUUUGAGCCCAACCCGAAUUUCUCCCGAGCUUCUCUCCCCUGAAAACAUGGGCUUAAAACUCAAGCCAAUAAAGACCAGACUCGCUCUAUAGCCCUACCUCCUCUGCCACACACAUUUAUAUAUAUACAACAAGUGAAUCAUACACCACAUAAAGUCACCAUUGUUGGAGUUGGAGCUGUUCCUCUGUUAUGAUUUAAGCUGUAGAUAUAGACAGAUAUAUUGAUCAUCUAUAUAUAUAUAUAUAGAGAGAGAGAGAGAGGGAGUAAGAAUAGUAAAGAAAAAGGGGAUGGGGAAGGGAUUGAUAUAUGGUAGAGUGAGAGAGACUACAGAUCUCUUAUAUUUUGAUUCAUUAAAGUUGUCUUUAAAGGUUUAUUUUGUGGUAGCUGUUCUUGUUCUCUGUACAUUCGGUUGAAUAAUUAUUUAAGGAAAAUAAUCCACAUACUAAUUU